GCACGGUUGGUAGUUGGUGACGGAGAUGGCUAAAGCACACAAGUCAAAGAAUCAGCUACGUCGUGAAAGGCUCAAACAGAAGAAACUUGAAGAGCAGAGUGCUUCUACGGAUGAGAAGAAAGACCACGAUGAGCUGAAUCAAGGACAAAAACAGUCGCAGCGCUCUAGUACAAGGGCUCACCUUGAGGUUAUAGUUGAUGCUCCAGAGCUAUCCCAGUUCACAGACGUUUUUAACAAGUUCCACAGUGUCGAGACUAGUGACGGUGAUGAAUCCGAUACUCCGCGAGCAACGAAUGAAAGAGGUGAGAUUCUGGAGAACAGUGAUGACGAUGACGAUGAUGCUGGUGGUGCUGGAGGUGCUCUCACAGUGACACAGGAUGAAGAGCCUCAGAUGAGCAAGAGGAAACUAAGGAAGGCGAACAAGAUACCACUAUCCAGGUUGAAGGCCACUUCCAAAUAUCCAGAAUUGGUUGAGUGGUACGAUGCAGAUGCUACGGAUCCUCUACUGGUUGUUCAACUGAAGUGCCUGAAGAACUCUGUUCCCGUCCCAGUGAACUGGCAAUUCAAAAGAGACUACCUCAGUGGGAAAAGAGGGUUUGAGAAAAGUGCUUUCAAACUACCAAAAUUCAUAAGUGAUACUGGCAUAACUGAUAUGAGAGAUACUACAAAGGAGGAUGAAUCCAGCCUAAAACAGAGGCAGAGAGAAAGAGUUCAACCAAAGAUGAAUAGGUUGGAUAUGGAUUACCAAAAGCUCCAUGAUGCCUUUUUCAAGUUCCAAACCAAACCAAGGCUAUACGCGUUUGGUGAUGUAUUCUAUGAGGGUAAGGACAUGGAGGAGAGCUCACACUUGGAUUUCAGACCCGGUGUCAUCAGCGAUGAAUUAAGGUCAGCCCUGGGUAUAUCUAAGGAUGGCAUCUUACCAUGGGUCGCAAAGAUGUCUAUGUACGGGCCUCCACCCAGUUAUCCGUAUAUGAAGAUACCAGGUUAUAACGUUCCAUUGGGUGAUGAAGGAGUCGUUGAUAAUCCACUAAGUGCCUGUGGAGAUGUGGAGUUGGAACCAUUUGGUAAGGUGAUAUCAUAUGAAGAAGAUGAGGAGGAAGAUGAGGACGACGAGGACGAAGAAGUUGAAGAUGAGAGUGAUAACGAUGUUCCUGGAUACGUGAAUGAUGAAGGGGCUGUUGUUGUUGAUCAGAAUGAUUUGGCACCGUCAAUGGAUACUCUUAAUGAUGCUGAAGAUGAAGAAAACGACGAGGAUGAGGAUAUCCCACUAUCCACCUUGGAAACUCGUACUACUGAGAAAGAGUCGAUUGAACCAAAGAAUCUAUACCAUAUCUUGAAGGAGAAGAUGGUGUCAAAUAACGGUGUCCUGUCUACAAAACGUGCCUACGACCUUGGUAAUGAGAAUAACGACAAAACGGUCAAAAAGCCUCGUUCUGAAGCGAAACAUGAUACCAACGAAGACGGAGAUGAAGAAGAUGACAACGGUAAGUUCAAGUUCUAAUAAAAUACAUCAUUUGUUAUACAUUCACAGUAAAUGUCAACCUCA
Messenger RNA from Williopsis jadinii, 1546 nucleotides. RefSeq names its product U2 snRNP complex subunit CUS1 (gene CUS1). Gene Ontology annotation, cellular component: U2-type spliceosomal complex; U2 snRNP; nucleus. Gene Ontology annotation, biological process: mRNA splicing, via spliceosome. The transcript has a single exon. NCBI's taxonomy places the organism in Eukaryota, Fungi, Ascomycota, Saccharomycetes, Phaffomycetales, Wickerhamomycetaceae. The coding region runs from base 26 to 1501 and encodes 491 amino acids. The record is from RefSeq and is a predicted model, not a curated record.